GUGAAGCUAAAAGGCAAAAAGAAAGCGACGUGAAGGAAUCUAGAUGUUGUGGGGAACUUUUUUCGGUUAGUGUAACGCAGAGAUUGGGUGUUUCCGGUUUCCAUGUUUACCAUCGGGGACGUAAAGACGCAGGAAGGAGCGCGAGGCAGUCCUGACAUUAGCUUAGCCAAGACGAAAGGCUAGGCUAGUUCAGUAGGGGUUUAAUAACGUGUCGCAAGGAAGUUAAAAAGGAAAAAAAACACCAGCCAGUGGGUGAUUAUAACGCAGUAAAAGCCUUUCCGUGAGAGAGACAGAGAGCGCACGCGCGUGCGUACAGGCAUUACACAGAGGCUCGCGCCUCCAGUUGAGAGUCAUGCAAGUUGGACAAAAUGCCAAGUUUGCUUUCAGAGCCGCCGCUCAGUGCGGCUUUAUUCAACCCUGACGCUUUUUAAUGAGCUCUAGUCCUCGUCUGAUGGUCGCUAAACACACAACUAGCUUGUGAUCUUCGGGCUUUUUCGGUUUGUAAUUCCUCGACAACUGAUUAAAUACAGGAAGGUGUGUUUUUAUUCCUGGAAAGGACCGGAAGGAAGGAAGGAAGGAUGGCUGCCACUUUAUCAGCAGAAGAAGAGCAGGCCACGAAGCAGUUCCUGGAGGAGAUCAAUAAGUGGACAAGUCAGCAUGGCGUCUCUCCCCUGACCUGGGAUGUGGCCGUGAAGUUCCUCAUGGCACGAAAGUUUGAUGUCCUUCGGGCCGUAGAACUCUUCCACAGCUACAGGGAGACGCGUCUGAGAGAGGGCAUUGUCAAGCUCCAGCCUCAUGAAGAGCCGCUGCGCUCUGAGCUCCUGAGUGGCAAGUUCACUAUCUUGGGAGUAAGAGACCCCUCAGGUGCCUCCAUUGCUCUGUACACUGCUAAGCUGCACCACCCGAAUAAAACAGGCAACCACGUGGUGCUCCAGGCUCUGUUCUACCUGCUGGAUCGAGCUGUCGAGAGUUUCGAAACACAGAGGAACGGCCUCGUCUUCAUCUACGACAUGGCCGGAUCCAACUACACCAACUUCGAGCUGGACCUGAGCAAGAAGAUCCUGAACCUGCUCAAGGGUGCGUUUCCUGCUCGGCUGAAGAAAGUAUUCAUAGUCGGCGCUCCCGUCUGGUUCCGAGUGCCCUACAACCUGCUGAGCCUGCUGCUCAAGGAGAAGCUUAGAGAACGGGUCCAGAUAGUGAAGAUGACGGAUCUACGGCAGCACCUUCCCAGAACCUGUCUGCCCGAGCACCUGGGUGGCUGCUUGCCUCUAGACGUCCAUGGCUGGAACCAACAGCUGCUGGCCGAGCAAAACGGCCGCGUGGAUCCUGUUGAUGAGCUACUGGGCAUCCCGCUGGCAUCCUCAGCAAUACACACACCAGGUCCAGACGCUAUGCGACUCUCCGAUUUCACAACUCACCUGGCUCGGGCACAGCGAAGUGGAAUUUACCAAGAGUACGAAGAGCUUCGUAAAGAACCGCCAUCUGGAACCUUCCACUGUGCCCUGGUUGCCUAUAACCAGGAGAAGAAUCGUUACGGUGAUGUCCUGUGUCUUGAUCAAACCCGUGUACGUUUGAAAGCUAGGAGGAAUGAGAGAUCAGACUACAUCAAUGCCAGCUUUAUGGACGGCUACAAGCAGAGGAAUGCAUACAUCGGAACUCAAGGGCCGCUGGAGAAAACCUAUGACGAUUUUUGGAGAAUGGUGUGGGAGCAAAAUGUGCUAGUCAUCGUCAUGACAACAAGGACAGACGAGGGUGGCAGGAAGAAGUGUGGACAGUACUGGCCUCAACAGGAAGGAGGACAGGAAGUUUACGGACACAUAGCUGUGGUCAACCAGAGAGUGGACAACCAUUCCCAUUACAAUCAGACCAUUCUAGAGCUGCAUAAUACAGAGACGUGUGAGCAGAGGCAGGUGAGCCACUUCCAGUUCCUGAGCUGGCCCGACUACGGCGUUCCCUCCUCGGCGUUCUCUCUUCUCGACUUCCUGAACACAGUGAAGAGACAGCAGAAGAGGGCAGUGAAGACUCUGGGCUCACAGUGGAGAGGUCAUCCCCUGGGUCCACCGAUGGUUGUCCAUUGCAGCGCAGGCAUCGGCAGGACUGGUACAUUUUGUGCUUUGGACAUCUGUCUGUCCCAGCUGCAGGACGUGGGGACGCUGAACGUGUGCCAGACGGUGAGGCGCAUGAGAAUGCAGCGCGCCUUCAGCAUCCAGACACCUGAACAGUAUUAUUUCUGCCACACUGCCAUCCUUGAGCAUGCCCAGCGUAACGGACAGGCCACUUCUAAUCAGUGCGAGACAGAACCUGUCAGUGGCUCGGUUGGUUAUAGGAAUUUUUAAACCAUUUGCCACGGGGAUACCCCCCCGAAUGUCUCCGACAUUCACUCCAAGCACAGUAUUUUUUUUGACUCUUGUAAAAUUGCUGAUGUGUAAAAAGUGCCACCGUCAUAGCAAUCAUAGCCAAUGCUGUUUUGUCAAGAGGCCUAAAUCUCUGCUGGAUCCAGCUGAGGACUCAGUAAGUUCAUGUGUCUUGUAGCUAAUUGGUAACGCUGUAUGAAUCCAAGGUGUUUCGCAAUGUGGUUGAAUGUUAAGUUCUUAAGAACUAGUAAGCUGACUGUUCAUCAAGUUGAGCUCUCAAAACAAACAAUGUCAAAAAAAUAAGCAUUUUUUUUAACCCCUUAAGGUUUUAAGUUACACUCAGCAAACAAAAAAGGCUGCAAUUAUUAAUAAGAAAGCCGAACAGAAAACCUGCUCGAACAAAAGUGUGUGGACUCGAGAGUUUCAGUUCAUUUUUGAUUGCAGCUCGGUUAAGGGACCUGUGCUGAUUUAUUCUGUCAGAAAAUAUCAUCACUGAAUUAGUUCUGAUGCUUCAGACGUCCUCAUUAUUUUCGUCAUGACUACACAUUCACACUGGACGUAACGUAUUGGGCCUCUGACCUGUUCACAUUCCACAGGAUGAAGUCUCAACCUACAGUUACUGUAUUGUUACAAUAGUUGUAUGUAGCACUAUUCACAGAUGGACCAUGUCCCAUAAUUACCCAUGGUAAAUAUAUACGUUGUCUGGGUAUUGUUUUAGCUUUUAUAUUUAUAUCCUAAACUAGCUUCACUGUAAUUUCACGUUGUCCAAAGGAAACAAUGGGCCUCAUUUAUCAGGCUUUUAGUGAGGUUGUGUGUAAAUGUUUGAGAAAACCAAGCUAAAAGUUUUUUUUUUUUUUUUCCGGAUUUACAAACAUUUCAGAAAGGCUGAUUUUUAUUCGUACUCGCAUGUGUACGUUCCUGAACCCCAAUCGGCCAUAAAAUGAGCAGGCGCCUGCAUGGCACAGCUGAUUUGCAUUUACUGACGCCCACAAAAGUCCAUAAAAGGCAAAACUCGGUGUUGAAAUAAUGCACCAACGCCAAAAAAAAAAAAUUUUUUCAGAGAGGUAGAAGUGAAGGUUAUUUUGAGCCAUGUCUAUGCCAGAACCAAAUAUAUACAUCUUUCAACAGCACCUGAAAAAGACAACGUCAGGAAACCAAUAGAAUACGUGAAUCCAACAUGAAUUAAGUGAAGUAUAAAGAAAAUUGGAGUAUUUUAUUUGGGGAGUAACAUCGAAAAACAGGGUGGUAUAGAUGCAGAUGUCAAAGCAAGAAUAAAGAAAGCGAGGAUUGUGUUUUUAAAGCUCAAAAACCUCAGGAGCUCUCGUGUAUCACAACAACAAACAAAAUUGAGGAUAUUUAAUUCAAAUGUAAAAUCAGUAUUGCUUUAUGGUUCCGAGACUUGGAGAAUGACUGAUACAGAACAUAAUCAGUAAAGUACAGAUCUUCAUCAACAACUGCCUAAGAAAGAUCCUGAAGCUGCAUUGGCCAGAAAGGAUCAGUAACAGCAAUCUUUGGUUGAAAACACAGCAAAUAUCAGUGGAAGAAGAAAUUGGAAGAUGAUGAUGGAGGUGGAUCGGGUACACGUUACGAGAACCAGCGACAAACAUCACCAGACAAGCCUUGACUUGGAACUCUCAAGGGAAGAAGAGAAGAGGUCUCCAGACAAACAUCAGGAGGCUGGGGUACCCCAGGACUCCGUAAGAACGAAAAGCACAGGACCGGAUUCUCUGGAGAUCCCUUGUCAACGGCCUCUACCCCAGCAGGGGUGUCGGGCAUAGAAGAAGAAGAAAGAAAAUGGCUUGACAUGAAAAUGUCUGAAUCUAUCUACCUGGGUGAUUGUGAACAAUAAGCACGCCUUUUUUGUUCUGGUUUAAAUUCAAAGCGUUUCGUUGCCUGUUGGCCAGGAAUUCCGCACACACCAGUGCAUCCUCCAAUGCAUCCCAUGUUGGAAAGGCAAGAAGGCAUAGGAAGCCUGAUAUGGUACACAGCACAGUAGGGAGUAGCGGGCAGCUUGAGACAUACCAGAUCGGUCACUUAGUGCUGGCUUUAUGGAAGUUCAAGAGCUUCAAGAUUCUUCAUUACCAUGUGAAACAAGUCCAAUGGAAUGCUUUCUCCCUACGCACUCCCACAAUAUCACUUGGAAACAUGAAUCCAAAAAGCGAAGUACAUUAUUAUACUUUUACUGUAUUUUAAGGGAUUGAGAAGAAUUAUGUUGCGAAGAUGGUUAUAAUACUCGGGUGGGUGGUGCAAAAUGUAAAGUAACCAAAUGCAGUACAGUAAUGAUCAGAGCACAGUAAAUGGUGAAGAACUGAAGAUUGGUCUGGGGUUUUUUUUUUUGAAGGUCUUGGUCUCGUCUUGGAAUCGACCGCGUUUUUACUCUGUCUUGUCUCAGUCUCGGACAAGGAGGACUCUGGAUUUUAUUUCAAGAUAAUAACGGUGUAGAUCUCACUAUGCACUGUCUGAUUUCUUGGUUAAUAUCAUUGCUGUGAUUGAAUAUCAAACUCCUUGCUUCAAAGGCAACCAGUAACCUGUCUCCUCGCUAAUUUGAAGUUUUUGUAACGGUUAACGGCGGUCACCCACCCACCUUCACGCUCAAUGGUCUGGUCCUGCUCUUGACUCGUCUCACCCUGCCUUGGCCUUAUUUCAGUCUUGAUGCACUCUGGUCAUAGUCAUGACUUUGUCUUGAUUGAGAUGGUCUUGACUACCACACUAGUAAACGGUAACGACAAAAGAUGUGAUCUCAAAGCAACUGACGGCCAGACAGCGGGAGGGAGAACGGUUAUCGGCCAGGGUGAUUGUGGACCUGUAAGAUGGAGCUGGCAUUGUCCUGACUCCUCGUCCAAAGAUUUCCUUCAUGGAAGGAAGUGUUCACCUGAUGAUCUUUUCCACCAUCCUCACAACCCUCUGGCUAGCUUUCUUGUCCUGUGUAGUGUUGCAGAGCAUUAAACGAAAAUGCCUACUGUUUUGAAAUUGGCAGUCAUCCAGGUAAUUGAUGCAAUUUGAAGCCGAUCAGCCGAGUUUUACAAAAGUUCUUCAUCUUGUGCGUAAAUUUACACACACUCAGGAGUGAAAGGAUGCAGCUUGAUAAAUGAGACCCAAUGUUUUGGAUUUUUAUGAAAUGAAUUUUACUGAAAACCUCUUCUGGGGCUGUGAGAUUAUUUUAACAUGCUAUGAAUCUGUUCAGGAAGCAAAUCCAUUCAUGUUCUAUUCCUCUGCUACAUUUCAAAACGGUGCUUCUGAUUUACCUUUCUUGCUUAUGAUUUAGCAAAUGUUCAAUCAUUCCACUUGUCACAUUUAAAAUAUAUACAAUAUACACACACUUACUAUGCAUUCAGUGAGCUUCAACACAUUACUAGACCAUGAUGCUUUGUUUUGGCUCAGGUUCUGGAUUUGCAAUGACCAAUGCUGUGAUGAUUAUAGAACUAAACCAUUCUAGAGCCGGCUGUCAGCUAGAUUUCACUGAACAACAUGAACAGUUUAGAUUUGUAUUAAACAUCAUUUCACCAUUACUGCUAAA
Molecule: messenger RNA, 5871 nt
Organism: Neoarius graeffei (lesser salmon catfish)
Lineage: Eukaryota; Metazoa; Chordata; Actinopteri; Siluriformes; Ariidae
Gene: ptpn9a
Product: protein tyrosine phosphatase non-receptor type 9a
Exons: 13
Coding region: 579-2336 (585 amino acids)
Biological process (GO): protein dephosphorylation
Molecular function (GO): protein tyrosine phosphatase activity
Source: RefSeq, a predicted model, not a curated record